Molecule: messenger RNA, 635 nt
Organism: Suillus clintonianus
Lineage: Eukaryota; Fungi; Basidiomycota; Agaricomycetes; Boletales; Suillaceae
Exons: 4
Coding region: 1-552 (183 amino acids)
Source: RefSeq, a predicted model, not a curated record
AUGACUACUUUAAAUCAAUUCACAGUAUUCUGGGAGGCUGCCAGGAGUCGUGGCAUUAUCACCUCAGGCCCUGAUAUACCACCUCUCCAGCUUUCAGAUCAGAUGAAGAAAUUUGCGGCAUUGACUGAGAACAUUUUAUCUGUACCGUUGAAAGCCAAGCUUCUUGACCGUCUUCAUGUGCAUAUACCCACUCUAUUGCACCGUGAUGUUCAGUUGAAGCUAGCAAUUUGUAACACGGAUACGAAAGUCCUGAACUCAAAAGGCCCUCAUGGAAAACUUCAGCCCAGUGUUUACUCCCGUGUUACUUGCCUCUUGCAAUGCUCAUGCGGGACUGAUCACACUGCUGGGACUAAUGGAUCAAAGUUGCGAGAGAUUCCAUGGAAGGAUGUGGGGUGUUUGGUUUGGGUCAAGGUUAUUGCCACACAUUUCACGUCAGACAGUUCUCUGGCCAUCAUUGAAGAGGUCUCGGGCAUCUUUGAUCACUCCUCGGCAUGCGAAGCCGAGCUCGAGAUGGACCACGACCCUCGUAUUCCACUCCAUCCAGAACUCUGAGAGUUUGCACUAGCUCUACUACACCUGAAUACUCCUUUGACGCAGCUGCAGGAACAUUGUUGUGGCUUUGCAAAACAGAAAUG